AUGGGUAUAUCUCUAAUACAAGAAGAUGACAAUCUUUUUUUGAAGAAGUGCGAAACUCUCCAAGAUUCAAAUUAUCUCAACUUUAUCGUGUCAAUCUUAAUUCUGCUCGGAAUAUUAAUUUCAUAUUUCCCCCAACACUAUCGCAUCAUAGCACGCCGUACCUCAGAAGGAAUCUCGCCAUAUUUCAUUGUAUUGGGAGUGACAUCAGGAACUUGUGCAUUAGCAAAUGUUCUCACUCUUCCAGCCUCCCGAACCGAAAUCGCAUGCUGUAAAGUCAUCAGCACUUUCGAAUGCACCUCCGGCCUCCUCGGAAUAGCUCAAGUUGCGGCGCAAUGGGCUUGUUUCAGUCUCAAUUUAAUUUUAUUUCUCAUCUUCUUUCCACGCGCCACAAUAUACUCCAACCUCAGUGAGUCCAUGAUAUAUACAUGGCGUACAGCUCUUACUGUUACACUCACUUGUAUUUCUCAUGGAUUAAUUGUAGCUAUGAUUAGUAUAAUUUUUGCAGUUAUUCGACCAAGCUACCUCAACGGUUGGGCCAACUUACUUGGUAUUGCUGCAACAGCACUAACACUGACACAAUAUCUGCCACAAAUUACGAUGACGUGGAAAUUGGGACAUGUCGGAAGUCUCUCGAUACCAAUGAUGCUGAUCCAGACACCAGGAUCGCUUGUUUGGGCUGCAAGUUUAGCGUCAAGACUAGGGAUUAAUGGAUGGAGCACAUGGGGCAUUUUUCUAGUGACUGGCUUUUUACAAGGUAGUCUGCUUGUCAUGGGGAUCUAUUUCGAAUUGACCCGACGAAAUACUAUCAGGCACGACAGGGGCAUAUUACAACGAGGCACACCUGAGAGCGACGACGAGGGUGGUCCAGUGGGGCAAGAUCCACUAGGAUCAGACGAGACAAGUCCGCUCCUUCACAGUAAACCAAAAUUAUCUACUUCAGUACGGAAGUAG
Blumeria graminis f. sp. triticale is the source of this 951-nucleotide messenger RNA. NCBI's taxonomy places the organism in Eukaryota, Fungi, Ascomycota, Leotiomycetes, Helotiales, Erysiphaceae. The record is from the annotation of a GenBank genome assembly.